ACCACCGAAAGAAGUGGAGAUUCCCGAGAGCCAAGUAUUAAAUUUAGGUCAUAAGAUAAACCAGAUUUGUACUGAAGACAACACAGUCCUUAUCGGUGGGCUCCGUUUGUUUUCUUCAUCUUACUUACUAUUGUAACCCCCCCCCCCCCCAAUGUUUUGUUGACCGUAGUAUUUGGUUGCGAGGUACUUUGUUCGUCGCGACGUUCAUCGCUGGGGCUUGUUACAUCUCCACCGCCUCCGAAGAGGAGAGACCACUUGACUCCUUUGAAGCGCGUAGGCCGAAAUAACACCACAAGGCAUCCUCCCCAGAGGUUCCCAUCUGAUGGAGCUGUUGUUGUCAGUGUUUGCGAAGAGGCACCAUGUUCCCUUGUCACAUUAGCGCCUGGCCCGCCGCUGAGCCCGUGGCCCCGUGCGGCGGCCAUGCACCAGCGCCGCAGCCUUCGCAAGCGCUCCCCGAUCUGCUCCGCAGCUGUCCCGCGCAGCCGUUGAACCACCACUCUGAAAGGCCGUCCCCAGACCCAAUGGAAUCCCUCAUUGUGGUCACAGAGUGCGAACCCAGCAUGUCGUCCGGAGGGCGCAGUGGGGAGGAGGAGGUGGAAGAAAUGGACAGCUCUGAAACGCCGCCCUGCCCCGCCGCGUCCUGCGACCUCCUCUCCCACACGGUCGGUCGCCCGGAAGCGCUGUUGCCGGCCGCCGAGGAGCAAAGAGCGCGGCUGAACCUGUCGGACAGGAAACUGUCGCUCCAGGAGCGCUCGCAGACGCAGACUUCCCCCUGCAACUCACCGGGACUCAAUGGUCGUUACAUUUAUCCGUCGUUACCCUACUCUCCCAUCACGUCGCCCCACUCCUCUCCACGCUUGCCACGCCGGCCCACUGUGGAAUCCCACAGUGUCUCCAUCACAGACCUCCAGGACUGCGUUCAACUCAACCAGUACAAGCUGAAAGACGAGAUCGGAAAGGGCUCCUACGGUGUUGUCAAGCUGGCUUACAACGAAGACGACAACACCUACUACGCUAUGAAGGUUCUGUCCAAGAAGAGGCUGAUGAGGCAGGCAGGCUUCCCUCGACGGCCGCCGCCUCGAGGAGGCAAAGCAGACCCCGAGGGGCCCCCGCAACCCAAAGGGCCCCUGGAGCGGGUCUACCAAGAGAUUGCCAUCCUGAAGAAGCUGGACCAUUCUAAUGUGGUCAAGCUAGUCGAGGUUUUGGACGACCCCAGCGAAGACCAUCUGUACAUGGUUUUUGAGCUGGUCAAGCAAGGGGCUGUGAUGGAGGUCCCGACAGAUAAACCUUUCAGCGAAGACCAGGCCCGCUUUUAUUUCCAGGAUCUGCUCAGGGGAAUCGAGUAUUUACAUUAUCAGAGGAUCAUCCACAGAGACGUCAAGCCCUCCAACCUGCUGGUGGGCGAGGACGGGCACAUCAAGAUCGCAGAUUUCGGUGUCAGCAACCAGUUCGAGGGGGCCGACGCGCUCCUGACGAGCACCGUCGGGACGCCCGCCUUCCUCGCCCCUGAAACGCUGUCGGAGACGAGGAAGAACUUCUCCGGCAAGGCUUUAGAUGUUUGGGCAAUGGGUGUGACGCUUCAUUGCUUUGUCUUUGGAGUGUGUCCAUUUAUGGAUGAGUGCAUCCUCAAUCUGCAUCAGAAAAUCAAGACACAACCAGUGGAGUUACCCGAACAUGCUGACAUCUCAGAUGACCUCAAAGAUUUGUUGCUCAAAAUGUUGGACAAGAAUCCCGCAAGCAGAAUAUCAAUUCCACAGAUGAAGGUGCACCCAUGGGUGACGAGACACGGCGCGGAGCCCCUCCCGCCCGAAGAUGACAACUGCUGUAUGCUGAUUGAGGUGACGGAGGAGGAAGUGGAGAAUUCCGUCAAGCACAUCCCGAGCCUGGCAACAGUGAUUCUGGUGAGAACCAUGUUGAGAAAGCGCUCGUUCGGGAACCCGUUCGACUGGGCUCGAAAAGAGGGAUGCGGCGGCUCGUGCACUCCGGGACAGAAGCAACUUGAGAGACAACACACAACGUUUGAGAAACCACAGCCCGGAGACGUGACGAGGAGCAUCGAGCUUCCGUACGUCGGAGAAGACGAGCCCCUUUCCUGAUGCAGUAGGUUUUUUUGUGAGUUUUUCACGACACCUCUUCAGCCGUCACUUUUCUACUUUUCCCGGGAGGCAGACACACGGCGGGGAGGAAACCAGGGCCCGUUUAAGGCGAGGCCGUGCGAACGGUCCUCUUCUCUUUGCAUGCGUCUUUUAGCGUUAGCAUGCUCAGUCUCAGGCUUCUGUGUGAUCCAUGCUAGUUUAGACGAGACCCCCGUCCCCUGACCCCGUGGUUCUCCUUUCUACUUACUUGACAACUCUUCCAGGUACGCUGCAAUUGGUGCAACAGUUUCAGAAAGUCCGGCUCAAGUCAAAUGAAAUACGGAACGAUUGUCAGCCUCGCUCUUGCGCAAGCGGCAGCGUCUCCUGUGACGUUGUAACAUAGUUUCUGGAAGAAGUAGCGUGGAGGGGAGUACUAAAUUGUUUACUGACUGCAUGUGUUCCUCGUGGAUCGAUAAGCUAUUUCAACUUUUUCUGACCUACUGUUUAUUUACUAACAAUAGAAAGCUUUAAGAUCACUCAGUGUAGUACUUUGUGAACAGUCAUAGGCUUCUUCUUCAUCACGCCACCCUGGAGGAACAAUUUAUCAUGUGCUUCUGUUUUUUGUACGAAAUGAGCGCCAUGUAGUGUUCCCCAAAAGUCACUGUUACACUUUUUUUUAAUGCAGGUUACAUUCAUUAGGCUUUGCAAUUUUUGCCGUUUCUUCAGCCAUGGCUUUCCGAUUUUGCACAAUUGACGUCUAGCGACAAGCUCGUCUGUCCCCGUCUGCACUUAAAGAAAAGCAAAGCAAAUUUAUUUGUAUAGCGCUUUUCAUACACGCGGUAACUCAAUGUGCUUUACAUGAUUAAAGGCAUUUGAAAACAAAGAGAGAUAAAACAUUUAAAAUGGGAUCAAAACAAUAAAAAUGAUAAAACAUUGAAAAAAAGACAGUUAAAACCACAUACAGUGCAAGUAAUAUGAUCAAAAAGUGGAUAUAUUCUAAAAAGCAUGAGGAAAAAAAAGAAGAGUUUUCAACCUGGAUAUAAACAUUCACACUUGGGGCUGACCUCACCUUUGUUGUCAACUUAUUCCAUUUGUGUGCAGCAUAAUAGCUAACUUAAGUGCCGGUGUGACGGUCUGAGCGCUCCCCCAUGCUGAAAAGUCUCCUUGUGAUUAAUCCGCAUAAACUUCCGGCCAGUCUGAAACAUCCCCAUCCAUGCUUCAACAUGUGCCAUCCGACACCUUCUCGCUGAGUGUUCAUGUUCGCUAGGGAUGUCCCAGAAAGACGAACACAGUGAACGUACAUAUAUGUGUAUAUCUUUUUUAUCAACUUUUGUUUUAAGGUUAGGGUUAGGUUAUAACGUAUGUUAGCUCCCUCUAUGUAGAAGAAGGGGAACUAUGACACCGGGGGAUUUCCCAGUAAGCGUCUGCUACAUACCCAGAGUUCCCCUGUUAGUAACGCAUGCGCAUUAAUCACAAGGAGACUUUUCAGCACGGGGGAGCGCUCAGACCGUCACACCGGUUCGAAAGCACUCCAAUGUCCUUUCCGCCAUCUGCGGCAGACAAACAGUGAAGCUUCGGCUUAAUCGAACUUUUGCUGAUGCCGCCUCACACCGCAGGCCCCCCCGGAUAGAUUUGCAUGACUGCAAAAACUGCAAACCUGUUAAAUGUCAAACGAUUGCAAUAUUGCCCUCGUCUGUCCAAAUGAUACCUGAUACAAAAAAAAAAAGAGUACUGUGACUUUUGGGACAGUCUCAAGAAACAGUUUAUAAGCUUUUCUUUUUAUUUUUCUUUUAACGUAGUGUUUGUAUUGUUUCAACUUCACAUUAGUCCUCCAUCAUUCGGACUGCCAACAGUCUCGUUUCUCCAACCUCAAGUGAAUUUCGUGAAUGUUCUCAUUUGUUUUUUUGUAUGUAAAGAAAAGGAAAAAAAGGCACUGACGUUCUUUUACAAUUGCACAUUUUAAAAAAAGACGCCAAAAAAAAAUUAACCGUGCGUAAUUUUUUUCAUGUACAACUUCAAGAACCUUUAAAUACAUUUUGAAAUGGAGACGUAGUGCAGCUGAAAGCUUUUUUUUGUACAAAUCUAUGCAUGACAUAUCUCGUUGAGAAAUUUGGAACACAGAUGUGCCAUGUGAAUUAGCUGUGAUCGUUUUUUUUUUUGUAUUUCUAAACUUUUUUUUCCAUCUUCUAUCUUUUUUCUGUCUUCACUGCAGUGUUAGAAUCACCAGAUGUGUCUAAUUAACAGUUCUAAUUAUAUUUAAUGUUCCUACACAAUAACGGCAUCAGCACUGGUGUGCUGAAUGUGUACGAAAAGGGAAACUUCAUAAUACUCGCCGCCGCAAGUCUUUAUUUUUUUUAACUUGAGCACUAUGCAUUUGUCUCUUUUUCUACUCUGUGCAAUUUAAAUUUUGUGUCAAGUGCAGCACUAUGAAGGAAUAUUGGGGGCACAUUGAAAAAAAGUAAACCACGUGUGUAAUUUUAUGAUUAAUAAAGUGAUGCGAAUCAACUUGUAAAUUUAAGGUCAAAGUUUAAAGCAGAUUAAAAAAAGGAUUUAAGUUUUUAGUCAUAAAAUUGUCAUGAUUUUUUUUUAUAUAGUCAUUACAAGAAAUUAAUUUCACUAAAGGGAUUUUUAAUAUUAGAAGUUAAAAAGUUGGUCAUUUUGGACAAAAAAGUUGAAUAAAUAGAAAAAAGUUAUAUUAUUAUGAUAAAUGUUAAAUUGAAUGUUUUUUCUGAGAAUAAAGUUGCAAUAUUUCAAAUAAAAGUCAAGAGUAAAAAAAAAAAUUCCCAGCAGGGACGUCAUCUUUUUAUAAGUACUAAGCCAUAUUAUGAUGAGGGUGGGAUUAGUGUAAAGUUACAACUCAUUUCAAACGAAGUCGUUAUAACGAGAAAAAUUACAUUUUUUUUUUAUUAUGAGAAGCGAUCAUUUUUCACAAUUAAGUUUUCAAUUGAAGUCGUUAGUGUAAAGGUACAACUAAUUUUAAACCAAGUCGUUAUAACGAGAAAAAAUACAUAAUUUUAUUUUAUUACGAGAAGGGAUCAUUUUUCACAAUUUUCUUCAAUUGAAGUAGUCAAAGUGUAACGUUACAACUAAUUUCAAACCAAGUCGUUAUAACGAGAAAAAUUACAUAUUUUUUUUCUUAUGACAAGUGAUAAUUUUUCACGAUUAGGUUUUCAAUUUAAAUAAAAGUGUAAAGUUACAUCUAAUUUCAAACCAAGUUGUUAUAACGAGAAAAAUUACAUAAUUUUAUUUUAUUACAAGGAGGGAUAAUUUUUCACAAUUAGGUUUUAAAUUUAAGUAGUCAGUGUAAAGGUAUAACUCGUUUCAAACCAAGUCGUUAUAACGAGAAAAAUUGCAUAAUUUUUUUUAUUGCGAGAAAGGAUAAUUUUUUACUAUUAAUUUUUUAAUUUAAGUAUUCAAAGAAGAAAAUAUAAAUAAAGUCAGUCCCGCAUUAGGUUGUUUUAUCACAACAAAAACUGUUGGGAGUCUAAAAUAUUAUGUGACGAGUUAUCAUUUAUUUCAAAUCAUGUCAUUUGAUGAGAGUAUCGUGGUAAUCUUAUGAUCAUAAACACAAAUGGCAGCAUGAAUGAUUUGAUUUCCUUGUGGCCCUAAUAUUCAGAUUGCAAGCCUUACAGCACAAAACAGUGAUCCACUACUACUACUACUAGUACUACUACUGCUGCAAAAAAAGAAAAAAAAUGUGCAAAAUAAUGCAAAUAUACUGUACAUAAUUGAUGGUUAUGUCAUAUAAAAGUAAGGUCAAGGUCAAAACUUGAAUGUUUUGGCACUCGUCAGAAACUUAGCAGAAUUUUCAACUCCUUUUAUUUCUCGCGUGAGGUUCCGGCUUUAAUAAGUAGGUGUCAAUCAAUUUCAAUCAUUUCAUGAAACAAAAACUGUCUUGGUUUGUUUUUCCUCUACAAAACGCAUGCAAACACAAACAAACUUUACUGUCAUGGCAUGAGACGCCCUCAGCGACAAUAUCGCAACUUUCAAAUGAAAAUGUUGUCUACAUACUGUAUCUCCUUCUUAAACGUUUGAAUAAAAA
Syngnathoides biaculeatus (alligator pipefish) is the source of this 6117-nucleotide messenger RNA. RefSeq names its product calcium/calmodulin-dependent protein kinase kinase 2. Lineage: Eukaryota; Metazoa; Chordata; Actinopteri; Syngnathiformes; Syngnathidae. Gene Ontology annotation, molecular function: protein kinase activity; ATP binding. The record is from RefSeq and is a predicted model, not a curated record. The coding region runs from base 360 to 2096 and encodes 578 amino acids. Gene Ontology annotation, biological process: protein phosphorylation; activation of protein kinase activity; CAMKK-AMPK signaling cascade. The transcript has 17 exons.